CCUUCCCUUCCCCUCCUCACCAUUCCCGGUAUAGCUCUCCCCUUUCUCUGGCUCGGACUCUUGAGCGAGCCGGCCGGAAGGGAAGGGGAUGUCGGACGCGCUCAUCAACGGCCUGGCCGGCGCCGGCGGCGGGAUCGUCGCUCAGCUCAUCACUUACCCCUUGCUGACCGUGAACACACGCCAGCAGACCGAGCGCGAUCCGUCCAGGUCCGCCGUGGGAGAUGGGGCCGUGCGUCAGAUGCUGGAGGUGGUGAAGCAGGAGGGAUGGGGACGGCUCUAUGGCGGUCUCGCGCCGUCUCUCGUCGGCACGGCCGCUUCCCAGGGUGUUUAUUACUAUUUCUAUCAAAUAUUUAGGGACAGAGCAGAAAGAUCAGCUCAAGAUCGCUGGAGAAAAGGCAUUGGUGAUGGAUCUGUAGGCAUGUUUCAGUCACUUGUUGUUGCUGCACUUGCAGGAUGUGUAAAUGUUCUAUUGACAAAUCCUAUAUGGGUAGUAGUUACACGUAUGCAGACUCACAAGAAGACGAGCAAUGGACCACCUAUUCAUGCUCUAUCAUGUCUUCGGGAGGAGGCAGUUAAUCUUGCAGUGGUUGAGCAUCAGCCAUGCAGAACCAGCCAUGUGGUUCAAGAACUCUACAAUGAAGCUGGAUUGUGGGGCUUUUGGAAGGGAGUAGUUCCUACUCUUAUAAUGGUUAGCAAUCCUUCUAUCCAGUUCAUGUUAUAUGAAACUCUACUAAAGAAGAUCAAGAGAAGACGUUCUUUAAACACAAAAGGUGCUGAAGGAUUUACUGUUCAUGAGAUUUUUCUUCUUGGAGCUGUUGCCAAACUUGGAGCUACCAUCGUUACGUAUCCCAUGUUAGUAGUGAAGGCGAGGCUGCAAGUAAAACAAGGACUUCAUGAUGACAAGAGGCGUCAAUAUACAGGUACAUAUGAUGCUAUCACAAAAAUGAUACGCUACGAAGGUCUUUCGGGUCUUUAUAAAGGAAUGGGCACAAAAAUAGUGCAGAGUGUAUUUGCUGCAGCAGUUCUGUUUACGGUUAAGGAGGAGCUGGUAAAAGCAGCUCGAGUGCUGGUAACGGGAGAGCUCAGACGGAUCAACAAUUCAAGGAUGAAAACACCAUCUUAAUGGCCUUUAUUCCCUGCUUUUAUGUUCCAUUAGUUGCAGGAGUCGUGAUAUUAAGGCAGUAGAUUAUGAUGCCCCUUCAAUCACAGACGUAGUACAUAAGGAACAAGCUGUCUAGCCCUUGAUGAGGCUUGGAAAUGUAUGUGAUCAAUCGUAGUAAUAAUCGAUGAACAUUGUAAAAGGGAUUUAAAUGUUGAAAUCGAUAGCAUCCGCUGACAUUUUCUUCGGAUGCAUGGCGGGGCGGUUGCCGCCGACUUUCCAAGUCGACGGCUGUAGCCUGAAGCCCCACCAGGUUGAGACAUUCUUCCAUCAGAUUUGAGGUAUGCUGCGAAAAGAAGAUUGAAUUGUAGUCAGAUUCAUGUGUAGAUCUGAGAAAACUUGGCAUGUAUUCAUUUUAAAUCAAUUCUGAAUAUCUUGUAAUCA
Messenger RNA from Musa acuminata subsp. malaccensis (wild Malaysian banana), 1543 nucleotides. Its product is annotated as peroxisomal nicotinamide adenine dinucleotide carrier. Gene Ontology annotation, molecular function: transmembrane transporter activity. NCBI's taxonomy places the organism in Eukaryota, Viridiplantae, Streptophyta, Magnoliopsida, Zingiberales, Musaceae. Gene Ontology annotation, biological process: transmembrane transport; NAD transport. The record is from RefSeq and is a predicted model, not a curated record.